UGGCGCGCGAACCUGGUAGAUAACACAAGACAGACACAACGACUGUCGUCCUUUGCGGAUCAACAAUAUUUAUUGAGUAUAUUGAAUACUUAAAACAUCGAAGUAUCAUGCCGGAGAAUAUAAUAGCCGGUAUUCCGGUGCAUUUCCCCUUCGAGCCAUACGAAGUGCAGCGUGCCUACAUGGAGAAGGUGAUUAUAUGUUUGCGUGAUGGUACAAAUGGUGUUCUCGAGUCACCCACGGGUACCGGCAAAACAUUAAGCCUGCUCUGUUCCUCGCUUGCCUGGUUACGCACACGCCAAUCUGAGGUGGAGCUGAACAUGCAGAAAAUGCAACUGGAGCAACAGAAACCAGCGAAUGCGACGUCUGUAUUGAGCAAUGAAGUCGCCGCUGCCAUCAACAAGGCCAACAACUGGGGUGUGCCAAAGGUGAUAUAUGCUUCGCGAACCCACUCCCAGCUGAGUCAGGCAAUGCGCGAACUGAAGCGAACUGCCUAUGCCAAUAUGCGAUCUGUUGUCCUCGGCUCAAGGGAUCAGUUGUGCAUCCAUCCGGAUGUGAUGCGGGAGCAGGGUAAUUCCAACAAGACGAAUAUGUGCAAGCUGAAGGUGCAUGCUAAGACGUGCACAUUCCAACAGCGUGUUGAGUCGAAAAAGGAACACCCGGAUUUUCGUGGACCCAGCAUUAUGGACAUUGAGGAUCUGAUCAAGGUGGGGCAGCGUCUUAAGAUGUGCCCAUACUAUGCCUCCAAGGAGCUGGUCAAAGAUGCGGAUAUCACAUUUAUGCCGUACAACUACCUGCUGGAUCCAAAGGCGCGUAAAGCCAAUAAAAUUGAGCUGAAUAAUACAAUUGUCAUACUGGAUGAGGCGCACAACAUCGAGAAGAUCUGUGAGGAAUCUGCUUCGGUUCAGAUACGCUCCUCUGAUGUGGCCAUGGCCAUUGAGGAUGUAACCCACAUUAUGAAGAUCUUCACCAGCGGUGAAUCAGUGGACACGGGAGGCGAUGAGCCAAAGGAUUUCACAUUGGACGAUCUUACGCUGCUUAAGGAGAUGCUUCUGGAACUGGAAAAGGCUAUCGAUGGCAUUGUUGUGCAAAACAAAGCCGAGGGAGCCACAUAUCCAGCUUCCUAUAUUUAUGAGAUACUGGGCCAGGCAAAUUUUACUUAUGGUAACUGCGCCACUAUCGUUGCCUUGCUGGACAAGCUGGUGCAGUAUCUGAUGGUCGCCUCCCAGAAUUCUAUGAUGCGCAAGGGCGGCAGCUUUAUGCUGCUAUCCGAUUUACUCAGUAUUGUCUUUGCCAACAAGGAGGAUGUGAUGGCCAAGGUGCAUCUUAGUUUUAAGGUCCAUGUGGAGAUCGAGGAAAGCAAGCAGACGAAGCAAACACAAAAUAGUAAAUCGAAUACUGGAUGGCUGGGCAAGGGCAACAAUACAACUACAACCACAAAGGCAGCAAAGGUCGUGAACUUUUGGUGCUUCAAUCCCGGCUUUGGCAUGGAACAGCUCCUCAAUACACAUGUGCGUAGUGUGAUUCUAACCAGCGGCACAUUGGCACCGCUAAAGCCCCUCAUUGCCGAGCUGGCCAUUCCGGUAGCUCACUAUCUUGAGAAUCCACAUAUUGUCAAUCAGUCCCAGGUGUAUGUCAAGAUCAUUGGCACGGGGCCCGAUCGCGAGCAGCUUAUCUCCAACUAUAAAAAUCGCGAUAAUCCCAAAUACAUCAGAUCCUUAGGCCAAACAAUUCUCAACGUAUCGCGGAUUGUGCCAGACGGUUUGUUGGUCUUUUUCCCCUCGUAUCCCAUGAUGAAUCAGUGUGUGGACGCGUGGCAGGCCAGCGGUCUGUGGGCGGACAUAUCGUGUCGGAAACCAAUUUUCUUGGAGCCGCGUGGCAAGGAUCAGUUCACCAGCACAAUGGAGGAGUUCUAUCAGGCCAUACGUGAUUCAAAGGGCGCCUGCUUUAUGGCUGUCUGUCGGGGUAAAGUGUCCGAGGGUUUGGAUUUUGCUGAUCGCAAUGGACGCGCCGUCAUCAUAACUGGCUUGCCCUUUCCACCGCUUAAGGAUCCCAAGGUGAUACUAAAGCGUCGCUAUCUAGAAAGUAAUCGCACCAAGGAGAAUCAAUUGUUGAGCGGCCAGGAGUGGUAUAAUCUGGACGCAACGCGUGCCGUCAAUCAAGCCAUAGGUCGUGUGAUCCGGCAUCGCAACGAUUAUGGUGCCAUUCUUCUCUGUGAUUCCCGCUUUCAGGAUGCCUCGCAGGUGCAACAGCUGUCGAAAUGGAUACGCGGACAUUUAGGCGCUCGUCCACAGAGCUCACCCUUUGGUCCCAUUGUCCGUGAGCUGCAUCAGUUCUUUAAGAAUGCUGGGGAAACGAUGGUCAAGCCCGAUGAACGUGUUGUUGAACCGUUGCUGCAGAGCGUCCAUAAGGAGGAUCAGCCCACGCUGGCGCCCGUCAGCCAAAUCAAACGAGAGCCAGGCACCAUGGGAACCUCCAAAUUUCAACAGGCCUCCGAACUAGCAAUAAAAGUUGAGAUGGCCAAUUCCAUAAAGACGUGGACACCCGCAGAUUAUAUUAAUGCUGCGGGUCGAGAGCAACAAAGUCAACCAACACCCAAUGCGAUGGAUUUCAUGAGUCGCCUAAACUCGAAUGUUACUAGCAUUGACUUCAACUGCGCGGACAGCGGUCUGGUGAGGAUCCACAAACGUGAACGCAGCUCACCUACAACCAGCGAAUCGUUGGCCACGCAAGCGACCAGUAAAAAACGCUAUAAACUCGUCAACGCUGAGGUUACUGUAAAGAGCGAACCAAUCCCUACGAGUAGUCAGUGCCAAAGUAAUCUGAAGAAUUCUGCGGAAUCCUCACAACAGUCCCAGCUAAAAGAUGCACCCGAAAAUCGUACGGAUUUUUUGCGAGAGGUUCGCAGCGUCAUCAACAGCGAUCAAUUCCGUAGCUUUGGUAAAGCUCUGGUAGACUAUAAGACAGGUGGAGACGAUGCUUUCGAAACCUUAAUGAGUCUCCUGCUGAAUGUAUUGGGCGCGCCGCAGUUGCGUUAUUUGUUGCAAGGCAUGCGUCGUUAUCUUAAGAACGAACACAAGGCAGAGUUCGAUGUGCGCUUAUCCAGCUUGGAUCUAUUUUAAUCAAAACUCGCUAUCAUUGCUUUACAUUAUCAAUGUCCUCAACAAUAUGACUAUAAAAUUAAUUUAUGUAUGUGUUAUUAUAUUUAAAAGUAAUUUUAAUCUCAUCGCUCUUGUGCUCUACUUUUGCGAUGCCUUAAACUAGAUAUAGUGGUCGAAUGUUAAUGUGUCUAAAAGAAUAUACAUACCAGCUACACCUAAAUAAUCGCAAUAAUUUGAUUGCAAAAAAUAUCUGUUAAACGCAAAUUAAAGAAAUUUUUUAUUCG
Messenger RNA from Drosophila innubila, 3382 nucleotides. RefSeq names its product regulator of telomere elongation helicase 1 homolog (gene Rtel1). Gene Ontology annotation, molecular function: ATP binding; DNA polymerase binding; DNA binding. Gene Ontology annotation, biological process: regulation of double-strand break repair via homologous recombination; DNA replication; DNA repair. The record is from RefSeq and is a predicted model, not a curated record. NCBI's taxonomy places the organism in Eukaryota, Metazoa, Arthropoda, Insecta, Diptera, Drosophilidae. Gene Ontology annotation, cellular component: nucleus. Bases 108 to 3119 code for a protein of 1003 amino acids. The transcript has 7 exons.